This is a messenger RNA of Verruconis gallopava, 1047 nucleotides long. RefSeq lists its product as uncharacterized. The record is from RefSeq and is a predicted model, not a curated record. NCBI's taxonomy places the organism in Eukaryota, Fungi, Ascomycota, Dothideomycetes, Venturiales, Sympoventuriaceae. The transcript has 4 exons. The coding region runs from base 244 to 1047 and encodes 267 amino acids.
GGCCCACUCGCGCAACACUCGUCACCGACCCAGGAUCAGAGCGUUUUUGUUUCUUCACCUCCUCAGCAGUAUACUAUAAGUGAAGCGUACACCACUCAGCCUCUGCCUGCCAAUCGUUCUGUUCCAUGGACCAGACGUGGUGAUCAGUAUACCAGAAGCGAAACGUACAGCACUCAGCCUCAACAUACCAAUCCUUACACUCCAGGGACCAGUGGCGAUGAUUCAUCCAACACUUACCUCAACAUGGCGUCUGUUAGCUUUCAGGAUCCAUACAAUGCUUCAUCAUCUACAUCUGUGAGAGGACUUACUCAAUCAGGAUCUCAGUGGACGCCCAUGGUUGGCAAUGAUAAUGAGGACGAAAUGAGAGAUGAAAAUGACGUGAUCGGCGAUGAUGAGAGAGAAGAAGAAGGCGAAGAAGAAGGAGGGGAGGAGGAAGGCGAGGCCAAUAUGAACUCAAAAUAUGAGCGGGAGCCAAUGGGACCGCAGGACAAGUUGAUUACCUCCAGGCACACCUUCGAACUCGACCCAAGAUACAAGAAGCUUAAUUCUGCAAGGUCUAUUCGAAGAUUCUUUAGACCCGGAAGGGUGUUUGCAGUCCUCUGGACGGAGCCGACGGGGAUCAGCGAUACGCUCCGCGACUUGGAAAUGGAGAACGCUUUUACGCAGGUGAGGUAUGGCGAGAGGGUCUUCUCCGAAAUCCGACGCUUCAUCGUCAUCCGAGCCUUUUCACACCACAGCUUGUGUGUUCCCAUUGCGACGUACCAACGACGCGGAACUCAUAAUCGGCCGGAUGCGGAUCAUCAUUCAAUCGCCUACGAGAAAGGUACAACACCAAUGCUGGUGGAAGGCGAGAGGUUGACGAAGUAUCCGAUACCAAUUGUGCUUCGAAAUGGUGAGUCGCUGGAGCCGCAGUCGCGAAUCAACUUCUCCAAAAUCUACACCGUCGAAAACAACGUGAAGGUAUACUCUAUUGGACAAGUUGACCAAAAAUUCAUCGAAUGGAUCAUAUAUUACACCAGACUUGCCAGUGAUUUGUUCGAUUUCUAG